GAAGGAGGAAAUGUGGUCUUAUUGUUAAGUGAAAAGUUAUGCCUCUCAAGAAAUUACUACAUUUACAUGCUGACAUCUUGUUAGCUUGAAUGCUAGUACCAGCUGGGUUUUGCCAGUUCUAAAAGAGUGCGAAAACAACUACAUUUAGAGAAAGUGCAAGAAACACGAUUGGUUUCUACUACUGGUCUGGUUUCCUAUUUUUACGUGUGAAAUCUGCAUACAUUGAUUAGAACACCGUUUAAGUCAGCGGAAGGCAUUUUCGUAAGGUUACGCAAACUGAUUUUCCCUGCCGUCACUUACGCCACGUUUGCCAAAAGGCUAUAUAUAGAGAGCUCCGGUAGUUGACGUCACGCAAUAACGGCAUGCAACCGUCGAAAUUAAAACACCGCCAUAUUGUCAAGAAAGUGCGGUUUUCAAAUUACUGUCAUGUAUACCAAUGUUAGCAGCUAACUUGUCUCUUUGGCAGCUGUAUUUGAACAGUGAACAUGGUAGAUAGCUGUUACGUCCCAGGAUGUCAGAAAAGUCGGGGAGAAGCAAAUGGGAGAGCAUUUUAUCGGAUUCCCAAAGAUCCUUUAAGACGACAGAAAUGCAUUUCUGCUAUAAAACAUGCUAGAAGCGAAGCGAGCAGAAGAAAACAGAGCGGAUUCCGCCAAUGUAUUGAUCAAUUAAUAUCAGGUACAGAAUCCAACGCUUCCUCACUUCAAUAUCUUGUUUAUUUUACAUACUUUUAUUAUGAUUCCUUUCCUAUGAUGCAUGCAUUGUGGAUGUGGACUUUGUGGGGCUAACUUGUUGCUCACACAGCAAUGAGGAACUCCCAACACAAAGUAAACGUGGGAUUAUAAAUGCGUAUGUUUGUAGAACUGCUACAGUCUUCCCUAGGAAAAAUUCCUCUUGAAUUCUUCUCCUUAGGCCAUGUCAGCACUUGUGCAAAGCACACCUGGGGCAUUGUAAGGGUCAGUAAUGUUAAAUUUAUGAAGUUUUGCAAUAUAUUGUUCAAUUUCCAUGCAUUUAAAGUGCUUGCUCAAAAAUAGAACACAAGAUACUGAAUUGCUGCAGCUAUAUUUACCAAAAAUAUUGUUCUAAUUUGUCUCUAGGAUUAGGCAAUGCAGAAUGAAAUGAAUUGCAAUGUAGUACAAAGGCCAAAAGCUAAAGCAAAACAACCCCUGCACUUUUUUUUGAUUAGAUGUUAAAAUUCCACAUGUAGCACUUGUCAGCACUCCCAUGACUUUGUUUCACAUACCAAAAAUUGUCAGCACAACAAUAUGCUAAUACAAGCAGUGGCUCAAUAUACUGUUAUUAGUAUCAACAUGCUGUGUUGAAAUUGUGAUGACUCUUUCUCAGAGAUUACACUGAUAAAUUUAUUCUGUCCCAAGUCUGCCCUCAAUUUGUUUGAGCGUUAUUUAUUUUUGUACCACUGAUGAUCAUUCAGUAUUCAUAAACCAAUCCAAUACGUCUAGCCAUCAGACAAACCAGCAGCAGGGGUUUAAUGUGCUCGGGAGACGGAGUGUGCUGCUGGAAGUUUGUUACUGCAUUAAACGGAUGAGUAACUGUUUCCCUGGUGCAACUUGUAUAGACAAAUUUAUAUUUGAAGCACAUUUUGAGCUUGAUUACUCUUUAUUUUGCCAUAAAAUUGAUUUAAGGAUGUGAUUCAUGCCCAGUGGUGUGAUUCAUUCUGAGGUUAUUUGCUUGCAAUAGAAACAAAAACACAGGCAGGUUAAGUUUGUGCCAUGUGCGCACCCUGUAUAAUGUCAAAUAACAGUUCCACAGGAACUCUGACUUUCUCAGGAUGGUUCCAAGGACAACAAAUCUGUCUGAAGGAGUGGUCACUGAAAAUAAGAAGGUAUCCAGCUCUUCACUGAUACAAUAAAAACCAGCAUUUUUGUCGAGAUGCAACUUGAUGUCAUCCGGCCUCUCUCCCUUGGCAUCCUGACUAAUGCUGUCUAUCAACUGACCCUGUUACCUGCUGAUCAAAAUGAAUGCAAGCCCCCGAGGAACAGAGUGGAAGCAGCUUUGUCCAGAUACAGAUUGAUUUCUUUAACUGGGUUACCCUGGAUCUCUAAUUACUGCCACCCCACCAUGCCUUCGUAACCUUUUGGCCCAGCUGUCAAGAGAAGAGGAGCUGUAGUGCAGAACCCAGGGUCUGAUAGAGGAGGCACUGUAAAGACGAGGGAGACCUUGAUCAAUAACUAGAGAGCUCAGCAGCCAGGAGAAUGCCAAUAAUUCAUUCAUUCCAAGACACAGUCUCGGUGUAAACAAAAGGGCCACCCAUCUACAACCAAGAUGAAAACACAUUGCAACUUGCUACGACUCCCAGACUGGUGAAUACAGACAACAGCAACAUCUACAGCUCUACACACACCAGAAUGGGCAUUAAGAAGCUCAUCAUCUUUCUCCUGGUACUCUCUCUUUGUCUGGAGGGAGGGUCUGCCAAAGAAAAAGGGACAAAGAAGGGAAAAAAGAAAGGGAAGCAGGUGUACUGUCCAUCACAGCUGUCAUCUGAGGAUCUGGCACGAGUCCCUGCGAAUUCAACCAGUAACAUCUUGAACAGGUUACUGAUCAGCUAUGAUCCCAGAAUAAGGCCCAACUUCAAAGGAAUUCCUGUGGAAGACAGAGUUAACAUUUUCAUCAACAGCUUUGGCUCAAUCCAAGAAACGACCAUGGAUUACAGAGUCAACAUCUUCCUGCGGCAGCGCUGGAACGACCCCAGGCUGAAACUACCGCAGGACUUCAAGUCCGAUUCUCUCACUGUUGAUCCUAAAAUGUUCAAAUGUCUGUGGAAACCCGACCUGUUCUUUGCCAAUGAAAAGAGCGCCAACUUUCACGAUGUUACCCAGGAGAACAUUCUUCUCUUCAUCUUCCGUAAUGGAGAUGUCCUCAUCAGUAUGAGGUUGUCCAUCACCCUGUCUUGUCCGCUGGACCUGACAUUAUUCCCUAUGGACACACAGAGGUGUAAGAUGCAACUUGAAAGCUUUGGCUACACUACGGACGACCUGCAGUUCAUGUGGCAGACAGGAGACCCAGUGCAAAUGGAUGCCAUCGCUCUGCCACAAUUUGAUAUCAGACAAGAAGAUAUUGAUUAUGGAAACUGCACCAAAUACUACGAGGGAACAGGGUACUACACAUGCGUAGAGGUUAUCUUCACCCUAAGGCGACAGGUCGGCUUUUACAUGAUGGGUGUUUACGCCCCCACACUGCUCAUCGUAGUCCUCUCCUGGCUGUCCUUCUGGAUCAACCCUGAUGCAAGUGCUGCCAGGGUCCCCUUGGGAAUCCUCUCAGUGCUCUCUCUGUCAUCUGAGUGCACCUCCCUGGCUUCAGAGCUUCCCAAGGUGUCCUACGUCAAGGCCAUCGACAUCUGGCUCAUUGCUUGCCUGCUGUUUGGUUUCGCCUCGCUGGUGGAGUACGCUGUGGUUCAAGUGAUGCUCAACAGCCCAAAGCGCAUCGAGGCCGAGAAGGCCAAGAUAGCAUCCAAGGAGAAGGCUGCAGGAAAGAGCCCCGCUGCCAGGAACAAUACAGUCAAUGGGACCGGAGGGACGCCGCUUCAUGUCAGCACCUUGCAUGUGGCAGAGACACGCUGCAAGAAGGUGUGCACCUCCAAGUCAGACCUGCGGACCAAUGAUUUCAGCAUCGUGGGCUCGCUCCCGCGGGACUUUGAGCUGUCGAACUUUGACUGCUACGGGAAGCCCAUUGAUACCGGCAGUGGUCUCGGCAAAUCCCAGGCCAAGAACAACAAGAAACCUCCUCCUCCUAAACCCGUCAUCCCCUCUGCUGCCAAAAGAAUUGACCUGUAUUCCCGAGCCCUCUUCCCCUUCUCCUUCCUCUUCUUUAAUGUGAUUUACUGGUCCAUAUACUUGUGAUUACCUUGAAAUCAUCUUGUAUUAUUAACCCCCCACUUCAUUCCCAUUAGUUCUUUAUUGAUGAGAUCACAUUCAAAGAGUUUGAUUCCAAAGUGAACACUGAGAAAUGUGAAUAUAAAAUGACUGCUGAGGAGAAAGAAAAACUAUGUAUUAUUAUUAUUACAUUUAUCUUCACAUAAAAAUAGACAUCUGUCAUCUAUUUGUGUAUUAAACAAUGAUUAUAACGUAAUCUUUCUUAACCUUAAAUGGAUAUAUAGCAUCUUAUGUUGAAAUAUUUUAUUUAUCGAUAAUGGUACUUGAGAGGAUAAUGCAGGAUUGCAGAUAUAACUAUUGUGAUGAAUGGUGUGUAAACAAAUCCACAAAGAUUGAUUGCAUAAUGAGCGAGCAGAAAAUGCACAGAUCUAUAAAAGAGCAUUUGUAAAUAGCUGUUUGAUUUUUUCACCCUUGGGAGUCUGCCUGCAAGUUUAAUAAGUUCAAGCAUUUUAUUUAAGCUUCAAUGCAAAGUGUAACAUUGUAAUUAUCUUGCAUGUCAAAAAAAAGCAUGUAUACGAAGAUAGAAUAUAAAAAUAUAUAGUAUUUAUUAAAUUUUAUUAUUCUUAUGAGUUGCUCUUGAGAAGAUAAGUGGAUAUGUGAAACACUCCUGUUCCUGUCCAGAUGGUCAUGUGACACUGCCACCCCACCUACAAAUGUAACGUUUGACAUCUCCCAACUGUAGCGUAUGUAAAUGGGUCACUGGUGACGUGACCAUGUCUUUGUGAAAUUUACAAGCAAAGAAAAAUAAAUGAUCAAAUGACUUUUCACCAUUUGA
Lates calcarifer (barramundi perch) is the source of this 4662-nucleotide messenger RNA. It is a transcript of the gene glrbb, whose product is annotated as glycine receptor, beta b. NCBI's taxonomy places the organism in Eukaryota, Metazoa, Chordata, Actinopteri, Centropomidae. Gene Ontology annotation, cellular component: neuron projection; postsynaptic membrane; synapse. Gene Ontology annotation, molecular function: transmembrane signaling receptor activity; neurotransmitter receptor activity; extracellularly glycine-gated chloride channel activity. The transcript has 15 exons. Bases 2364 to 3854 code for a protein of 496 amino acids. Gene Ontology annotation, biological process: nervous system process; signal transduction; chemical synaptic transmission. The record is from RefSeq and is a predicted model, not a curated record.